ACUUACACACACAUUCACGUCAAUUCACGUUGUUUGCGCUUCGUAGAUCAGGAACGCUAGAAACUAUUAUCGAAUUUACGUGGUUUAAUUUAACACACGAUCAUUAUAUUAUUACAACCUAAAGGAUCACUUUUAUAUUUAAGUUUAGUAAUAAAAAUGACAACGCAAACUUUUCAAGGUGUUGUUGAUAGAUUCAAAGGAAUAACAGUGGACUCACAGGAAGAACCUUGUGAAACAAAUCAAUUCCUAAAACGGUUAUCUGAAUCUAUGAAGAAAUGGUCUGAAGAUAAGCGACGGUGUAUAUGGUUCAAAGUCAACAUAACAGAUGCUGUCUGGGUGCCUCUUUUAGCAAAUGAAGGUUUUAACUUCCAUCAUUCACGGGAUAAUUUCGUCAUGAUGUACAAAUGGCUGCCAACAGAUAGCAUAUCACACUUGCCCCCAGCGUGUCACACCAAUUUAGGAGUCGGUGGAAUGGUAUUCAAUGAUAAGAACCAAAUAUUGGUAGUCACUGAAAAACACUUCGAUUAUCCACACUGGAAGCUGCCUGGAGGUUAUGUCGAAAGAGGAGAAGACAUAAAGGACGCCGCUGUAAGAGAAGUAAAAGAGGAGACUGGCGUCGAUGCUGUUUACGAGUCAAUGGUGACUCUGAGACACACCCACAACAUGAUGUUCGGUAAUUCUGAUAUUUACGUCGUAGUAACACUACGCGCAACCUCAGACGCUAUCACUAUGUCAGAAGACGAGAUCAAAGCCUGCCAGUGGAUGGACUUAGAGGAGUUCCUCAACCAUCCCCAUGUGCACGAAUUUAACAGGUUUCUUGUAAAUCAAGCUCUGGAUUUGAAGAAUAGACAUAUAAAGCUAAACCUCCAGAAGAGUACUGUAAAGAUAUCAACUUGGUCGCGGGAAAUUACAGCUCUAGUGCUGGAAGAUACUGAAUAGUGUUGGGCUGAAGUUGGAACACUGUUGAGUAGCACCAAUGUAUAACUUACGUAAAACGGUUUUUUUGCCUUCAUAAUUAUUAAUUUAAUUUAUGGGAAGUGUGUAAAUAGGUGGUUGUUACCAGUAUUAAUUUAUACUGUUAUGUUAUUAUUAUAACCAGUUUCAAGUACAAAUAAUGGUUUUAGUAGGUAUUAAGAUACGACCAUAAAAUGGUUGUUGUAUCCUAGUCUACAUCUAGUAGUGCAGUCAUUGUUUUUAUAUAAUUUUAAUAUUUUUAUGUACAUAUGACAUAACAUUCCCCCAAUAAAAUAAUACAGGUGUUCGUGACAUUGUAGCGAAACCUUAGGGAUGAUUCAUGACCAAGAUUCUGUGUUGAUAUCAAGUGGAAUUUUCCGUCGCAAAGUAUGAAACUGAAAAUAAUUAAAAAAAAAAACUUAAAUUUUCAUGAAUUUUUGAAAUCAAGUUAAGAAUCAUGGUCUGAAUCACCCUCAGUAUUGUUACGAUAUCACUAACACCAUGUAUAGUAAUUUAUCACCAAACAAAUGUAUUCUGUUUUAAAUAGUUUUAUUUUUAUUUUAACUGGAUUUGUUGACAAUAAAACAUUUUUAAAAAGUCA
Molecule: messenger RNA, 1555 nt
Organism: Pectinophora gossypiella (pink bollworm)
Lineage: Eukaryota; Metazoa; Arthropoda; Insecta; Lepidoptera; Gelechiidae
Exons: 4
Coding region: 157-939 (260 amino acids)
Molecular function (GO): NADH pyrophosphatase activity; NAD binding; ADP-ribose diphosphatase activity
Source: RefSeq, a predicted model, not a curated record